Molecule: messenger RNA, 631 nt
Organism: Gastrolobium bilobum
Lineage: Eukaryota; Viridiplantae; Streptophyta; Magnoliopsida; Fabales; Fabaceae
Product: protein RSI-1-like
Exons: 3
Coding region: 129-419 (96 amino acids)
Source: RefSeq, a predicted model, not a curated record
CAUGUUGCUUCACUCAUCUUCCAUACAGAUAGUGUUGUGAGAGAAGGAUAAUUAACCUUUUUCUAAGUCAUUUUCUUUGUUUAUCUUUUCUUAUAAGAAGAAAAGUGAGCUCUUCGCUUCUCACAGCAAUGGCAGGUCGUCCGUACUCAAUCUUGAUCAUUCUCUCUUUGCUUCUUAUGGUUACAUUCUCUGAUGUGACUAAGGUUUAUGGACUAGCACAACUUCGCCCUUCAGACUGCAACCCAAAGUGCAUUUACCGUUGCUCAGCAAAAGGACACAAGAAGCGAUGCAUGUUUUAUUGCCAGAGAUGCUGUGCAAAAUGCCUCUGUGUUCCUCCUGGUUUAGAUGGGAACAACAGGCAAGUUUGCCCUUGCUACAACAACUGGAAGACAAGGUCAGGAGGACACAAAUGCCCUUAAAUCUAUUUCUUCAUAUAUAAUAAUUAAUAAUCUAAAAUGCUACCGUUUAGUACUGGAGCAUAUUUAGCUGUGUUCACUUCAGAUUCUCAAGGGAAAACUUUAAAGUUUUUAGUUUGUUGUAAUUUGAUGCUGCUGCAAUGCAACUGUAGUAUUCGUUCUUGGUUCUGAAUUAUGAAAGGGGUGUAAUAUUAUCGAUUAGUAUUAAAUGGUUU